UGGAAUAGAAGUUUAGUUUUACGCUAAAUGUGAGUUCAGAUCAGGUCACGCCUGGUCACGGCGCAUGUGCCCUGGGUCUGCGGGAUAGCACGUUGUCGCACGCCGGUUUCAGGACUUUAAAUCCCCGCCAUGUCGUCUAACGCCGUCCCCAGCGUCAUCUACCCCUACAUCUACGGCUUUCUUAAGGACCACAAGUUCGAUAAAGCGGCGCAAUGGUUCCAGAAGCAGACCGGAAUGAAACUUCAGGCCCCGGAUGAAGAGCAGCCCACAGUGGAGGACUGGUUUGAAAUGUGGCAAAAGUCACCUGACAGUGCCAAGAAGAGAAAAAGGACAGGCACACCCCAGGCCAAACCAGCCGUCAAACGACAGAAAAAGGACUCCUCCUCCUCCUCUAGUAGCUCAGAUGACGAGGAGGACAAACCAGCUCCGCCCAAAACACCAACCCCUGUGAAGAAAGCAGAGAGCAGUUCAGGCUCUGAGUCUGAUGACGAAAGUUCGGACAGCGAAGCAGAAGCCAAGAAAGUCACUCCUGCUCAAAAGAAGGCAACGCCAGCCAAGAAGAAGGCCACCCCUAAACAGAAGACAACCACUCCUGCAAAAAAAGCGACUCCUGCAAAAGUGACUCCUGCAAAGAAGACAGCUACUCCAGCAAAGAAGCAAGCGGCAAAGGAAGAAAGCUCUUCAGAAUCUGAUAGCAGUUCAGAUGAAGAGGAAAAACCACAAGCUAAGGCAACCCCUACCCCAAAGAAGGAGACAGGAGUAAAGAGAAAAAAGGAAAGCUCUUCGGAGAGUAGUUCUUCAUCAGAAAGUGAGGAAGAGCCUGCAAAACCUGCACAGUCCAAACCAAGCCCAAAACCACCAGCCAAGAAACAGGCCACACAAGAAAGCAGUAGCUCUGAAUCAGACUCAAGCUCUGAGGAAGAAACUGCCAAAAAGCCUGCACCAGCUACAAAAGCUGCUGUUAAAAGACCAGCACCAAAGAAAGAGAGUUCAUCUGAAGAAUCUGACUCAUCAUCUGAUGAAGAAGAAUCCUCCAAGACAACAAAACCACCUCCUGCCAAGAAAGUUGUAACACAAGUUCAAAAGAAGGAAGAAAGUUCCUCUAGUGACUCAAGCUCAGGGAGCGAAGAAGAAGAAAAGCCAUCUGGAAAAGUUGUUCAGAAGACAGCGGCAGGUAAGCAGAAGGUUGAAUCUUCAAGCUCUGAGGAAAGUAGCUCAGAAAGUGAAGAAGAGUCCAAAGUCAAGGCAGUGACGGCCAAGACAGGAGCAGCAAAAACUGUCCCAAAGAAAAAAGAUGACAGCUCAAGCUCCUCUGAAUCAGAGAGUGAAGAAGAAAAGGCACCGGCUACGGCACCAGAAAAGACACAAGCAAAUAAAAAGAAAGAAUCCAGCUCAGAGGAAUCAAGCUCAGAAGAGUCAAGUUCAGAGUCAGAAGAUGAAUCUGCCAAAAACAAAGGAAAACCGGCAGCUUCAAAGCCAGCCCCCACACCUGCCACAAAGAAAACACCAGUGAAGAAAGAUGAGUCCAGUUCAUCUGAGGACUCUUCAGAAGAUGAAGAAACACAAGCAAAGACCACUCCUAAGGUUGCAACUAAAGCAGCGGCCAAGAAAGCAGAGUCAAAUUCCUCAGAAGAAAGUUCUGACGACAGUAGUUCAGAUGAAGAAACCAAAACACCAGCUACAAAAACACCUACAAAACCAGCUGUCAAUAAAACACCUGUGAAAAAGGAUGAGUCAAGUUCAGAGGAGUCUAGUGACUCAGAAGAGGAGGAAAAGAAACCUGCUGGAAAAACAGCACCAAAGGUGAAUGGAGUCGCCAAGAAAGCCAAAGCAGACAGCUCUUCAGACUCGGACAGUUCCGACAGUUCUGAGGAAGAGAAGGAGGCUCCCAAACCCAAGACACCCACUCCUGCAUCUACAGAGAAAAAGCCUACAGCCAAUGCUAAGAAAGCUGAGAGCAGUUCAUCAGAAGAAAGCAGUUCAGAAGAAGAGGAGAAAAAGACUCCAGCCAAGACACCGGAGCCCAAGACCCCCAAGACUACUCCUUCCAACCAACAGGCAGAGAAGAAGACCCCAAACACAGUACCCAAAACAAAGAAACAGCAAGAAAAGAAGAACACCCCUUUCCGGAGGGUACGUGAAGAAGAGGUUGAAAUUGACCCACGUCUGCAGAACAAUGCCUUCGAGUCCAAGGGAGGCGAUGCAUGGGGUGCCAAAGCCAACAAGGACCUGAAGUUCACCAAGGGAAAAUCCUUCAGGCACGAGAAGACCAAGAAGAAGCGGGGAUCCUACCGUGGUGGUCCUAUAGACAUGGGGGUUAACUCUAUCAAGUUUGACUCAGAAUAAAUAAAAUCAUUGAAUGAUACCUCUGUCAAAAAUGUUUGAGAAUUUAUGUUGAUGUUCUUUUCCCUUGAUUAUUUUACUUUUAACAAUUAGAGAAUGUUCUCAAGAAGUUUUGUUUUUGUUCUGUCAAUGGAUAUUUUAAUGGUAGAUUGUAAGAUGAUUGUAGGAUGAAUUAACGUUUAAUACUGUUAAAACAAACACUGUUAUUAUGUUACAGUAGUUAGUAUGUGUUGUUUAACUAUCUAGUGAUUUACUAGUGAUAUCUAGUCACCUUAUGAAGGGAUUUAUAUGGAAUGUACUGGUACUAAUUUGCAGCCUAGGCAAUAGUGUAUUUACAAUGGCAACAUUUGAUGAAAACUUUAUAAUUCUGACAUGGAUUAUGUCCUAGACAAAAUGGUUUAAUUUUCUGAAUGAGCAGAAAUGUACACAUGUACUAGCAUUCAAUUUCGUAUAAUGCAUAUCAGUGCCAACUUGAAUAGGCCACAGAAUUCUGACUGCAUGACACUCCAAAACUGAUAUGAGAGUGUAAAGGAAAACCAUCUACCGGCGACCGGUAUUUUAUUCUUGUACUUGUAGCAAACAAGUUUGAAAUGAUGUUUUCUUGAAUUUUGUAGAAUCAUUGGUUAAGCCCUUAGUUGAACUGUUGAACUAAAGUGUAUUGUGCUCAAACUAGCAUCUUGACUUGUGGCAACUAGUUACCUGGUUAAGAGCAUUGUUGUACCAUUCAGGAUUAUUCUAAUCUAAAGGGUUAGGAGAGAAAUACAGUAUUUCUUUUUAUGGGGGAUGGGAGGGACAGCUCAUCUCAAAUCAUGACUGUGUGAUAAUGGUAUGAUAUGAUGCUGAUACAGUAGAAACACAUGUAUAAAGCCUUGAUUGAAUCAAA
Branchiostoma belcheri (Belcher's lancelet) is the source of this 3226-nucleotide messenger RNA. RefSeq names its product nucleolar and coiled-body phosphoprotein 1-like. Gene Ontology annotation, molecular function: protein binding. The record is from RefSeq and is a predicted model, not a curated record. Bases 130 to 2346 code for a protein of 738 amino acids. NCBI's taxonomy places the organism in Eukaryota, Metazoa, Chordata, Leptocardii, Amphioxiformes, Branchiostomatidae. The transcript is spliced from 7 exons. Gene Ontology annotation, cellular component: nucleolus; nucleoplasm.